AUGUUAGCAAUGAGAUUUCGAUCACAAGUUUCCGGGCCAGCCUCAAUCGUGGGGCUGGCAAUUACAGCCGCCUUGUUUCUGACAAGAAAUUCUGCCAGCUGGGCCCGCCCGUUCUGCACAUGUACUGACGGCGAUAGCUGUUGGCCAUCCGAGUUGCAAUGGCAGGACCUUAACGCCUCUGUGGGCGGUCGUCUCAUUGCUCCAGUUCCUCCAGCGUCUGUCUGCCACGCCCCGAACUAUGACGAGGCCGAGUGCGCCGCUAUUCGCAAGGACUGGGUUUGGCCAGAGAUUCACGAAUCUUGGCCAGGCGGCAUCCAGAGCCCCUACUGGCAGAACUCCAGCUGCGAUCCAUUCACUCCUGCUGAUACCCCUUGUACGCUGGGACAUAGUGUUUCCUACGCUAUCAACGUAACAAAUGCAGAAGACGUCGUGCAAGGUCUUUCAUUCGCACGUAGGCACUCCCUACGGCUGGCCAUCAAGAACACGGGACAUGAUUACAUGGGAAAGUCCGCCGCCAAAGGGGGCCUUGCCCUAUGGACAAGUAGCCUCCGUUCGAUAGAAGUGCUGGAUUUUGCAAGCGAAACAUACACCGGUCCCGCUAUCCGAAUGGGCGCCGGCGUACGUGGGCUGGAAGCCUACACGGCUGCCGCCAACAAAGGCCUUCGCGUGGUUGGAGGCUUUUGCCCGACGGUAGGCGUCGCCGGCGGUUAUACCCAAGGCGGAGGCCACGGUCCGUUGAGCUCACAGUAUGGGCUCGGAGCCGACCAGGUCCUUGAGUGGGAAGUCAUCACGCCUUCCGGAGAACAUCUGGUGGCGACACCUCUGCAGCACUCAGAUCUGUACUGGGCCUUGAGCGGAGGCGGACCUGGCACCUACGCAGUCGUGAUCUCGCUAACCGUGAGAGCAUACCCUGACGGCUACAUCGGAGGUGCGACUCUGGCAUUCUCUACCGCCGGUGUGGCGAAAGAUGACUUCUGGAAUUUUUUCAAAAGCUGGCAAGACCUCCUCCCUAGCCUCACUACCGCCGGUGGGACAGCUGGAUACGCCGUCACCAAGGACGCCUUCUUCAUCGCACCUAUUACCCUCCCUGGGUGGACCAAGCAACAGGUCUCCGGAAUGAUAAGCCCGCUGGUCGACCGACUCGAUCAGCUAGACGUACAGUACACGCUCGAAGUGACAUCGGAACCCACAUUCUUGGAGCAUUACAGCAAGCACGGUGGACCUCUGCCCCGAGGCCCUUACACGAUUCACCACCUCUUUGGCGGAAGGAUGAUCCCGCGCUCCAAUGUCGAGGAAAACAGCACCGCUCUUGUCGGGGCCUUUCGCAACAUUCUUGAAGACACGGAUGCUUUUCUGGGAUUUGUUGCUCUGGAUGUAAAGCAGGUGCCUGGACGGAAACCCGUUGCGGACAAUGCCGUCCUCCCGGCCUGGCGAGACACCCUGAUCACGGUACUUGCACAGUCGACGUGGAACUUCAGUGCGCUUAGAGCGGACGGCCAACGUCGUGCCGACGAGAUCACCGACGUCGUUGUGCCAAGACUGAGGGAACUUACGCUUGGUUCCGGGACUUAUAUGAACGAGGGCGAUUUCCAGCUCAAAACUUGGAAAGAGGAUUUCUAUGGGGCAAACUACCCGCGGCUGCAGGCCAUCAAGUCUAAAUACGACCCCGAAGGUCUUCUCUUUGGGCCUACUGGAGUAUCUAGCGAUGCAUGGUCGAUCGAUGAACAUGGCAGGCUCUGUAAAGGAUGGGGUGACGGACUCAGGUCAUUUGGCCUUGGGCGGGUCGCCAUCUUGAGGGCCCGGGCUAUGCUAAUAUCUCGGGCGAGACAGGCACAAGAGCUUGCACGCGGGUACUUUGGAAUUUCUUCAACGAUACUUCCCAUCAUGGGCAUCGUCUUACUUCGCCCACAAGUAAGCUCGAUACGGCACAAUGACGGUGUCCCCGGAAUCCAGCGCCCGGGCCUCCGGCUCCGCCCCGUUCUCCACUGCGGUACCGAACCCGGGUUAUUGUCGCAGCCCAAUAACGAGAUACAGACAGUCUAUGACAUCGUGCACUGGGCGGCAGAGACAUAUGGAGACAAGCCUGCUUUGGAUUGCCAGGAGAUUCUCUGGUUGGUGGCGUGCCCUGCCGUAAUCACAUAUGACAAGGCGGCUAAAAGUGCAUCAAUAGAUCUGGUUUACGGGCGGUCGGUCUCCAGAAAACUGAUAAGAUUCUCGUCUAUGCAGCAACAAGGCAAGUUUCCCCUGCAGACUCUUGUUGAAUUACCAAAAUUGACGAAUACCUCCAUGGUUUUCGUGACAGCCUACGAAGCUCUCGGCCUUGCUGGCCUCGAGCAUUCUCUGGAGUCCACAGGCGCCAAAGCCAUCUUCGUGGAUCACCAUCUCUGUCAAAAGGUGACUUCUGCAAUGACAAACAGAUCUCUUCCACGAGUUGAGGCCAUAGUCUAUAACGACCAGCCAAGUGGUACAAUUGAUGCAGGUGCUGAGUGGAUCAAAGGCUUGUUCGAACUCAAGAAGACACAACCAGGGCUUCAAAUACUCAGCUUCAGCCAGCUAUGCCAGGUUGGCCGGAGCAAGAUGAGUGAGCCUGUUCCACCUGACAGGGAGGAUCUUUGCGCCAUCUACUACACUUCUGGUUCUACAGGAAUACCGAAAGGAGUUCCGGUGAAACACAAGGCCGUUGUAGCGGCAGUCACAGGUCUUGACUCCGUGAUCGGCGACUAUCUCUCGUCUUCCGAUUCUUUCCUCGCAUACUUACCAUUAGCUCAUGUUCUUGAAUUCGCCUUCGAAAAUAGCUGUCUCUACUGGGGUGUGAAAAUGGGCUACGGUGGUGCACGUACGCUCUUCGACCGUAGCACUCCAUCCGGCACUCUCGAAGUGGGAGACAUAAAUGCCUUCCAACCCACCUUUAUGAUCGGUGUUCCUGCUAUCUGGGAAAGGAUUAAAAAGGCGAUUUUGUCCAACGUGGAAAAUUCAAGCUUUAUUGACAGACUUGCUUUCUGGUCGAGGGUCAAAGCAAGAGAAGUAUGGGCCGCAGCCGGAUUGGCCGGGACAUGCGGGUUCAAUGGGAUAUUAUCGUCCGCCGCCAGUGAGGUGGUUGGGCCCCUGCUGCGGUUCGCCAUGUCAGGCGGCGGGCCCGUAGCGGAAAGCACGCAGAACUUCUUGACCAUGGCAAUGGCUCCUUUGGUUAACGGAUAUGGCUUAACCGAGACAAUGGCCAUGGGUGGUCUGAUGGAUCCCGGCCAAUGGCGACCAGGAUCUAUGAGCAUCCCGGCCAGUAUAGAAAUGAAACUGGUUGACUGCCCUGAUGCAGGCUACCUCACCAGUAACACUCCAUCACAGGGGGAGAUCUGGAUACGGGGCGAUAGUGUUAUGGAAGGGUACUAUGACAACGACGAUGAGUCCAAGAGUGCAGUCGCGCCUGGCGAUUGGAUCCGCACUGGCGACAUUGGGCAGUGGGAACCCACAUGCAGCGGCGACGACUUUCAUUUCAGAAUCAUUGACCGGAAGAAGAACCUCGUCAAGACACUCAACGGAGAGUACAUCGCGCUUGAAAAGCUAGAGUCUAUCUACCGCUCUGCAAAGCUAGUGGCUAACAUCUGCAUCCACGCAUCGCCUCACCGCGCAAAGCCAACGGCUAUAGUCGUUCCUUCACCGCCAGCCUUGAAGGACCUAGCUAAGAGACAUGGUUUAGAUACCCCCUGCGAAACAUCAGCGCUUAUACGACAUCCAUUUGUCGUGCAUGGCGCCCUUCUGCAAUUGCAACAGAUUGCUCAGGAGGCCGGACUUGCCUCGAUUGAGGUGGUAGAGGCUGUUGUGCUUGUUGACGAUUCAGAGUGGACUCCUCAAAAUGUUAGUGCCAUCAUUCAGAACUGA
This is a messenger RNA of Colletotrichum lupini, 3876 nucleotides long. Its product is annotated as isoamyl alcohol oxidase. The transcript is spliced from 11 exons. The record is from RefSeq and is a predicted model, not a curated record. Bases 1 to 3876 code for a protein of 1291 amino acids. Gene Ontology annotation, molecular function: long-chain fatty acid-CoA ligase activity; oxidoreductase activity; FAD binding. Gene Ontology annotation, biological process: long-chain fatty-acyl-CoA metabolic process; long-chain fatty acid metabolic process. Gene Ontology annotation, cellular component: endoplasmic reticulum; plasma membrane; lipid droplet. NCBI's taxonomy places the organism in Eukaryota, Fungi, Ascomycota, Sordariomycetes, Glomerellales, Glomerellaceae.